UAAAUCAUGAUGAUGAUGAUGCUAAUAAUCACAAUCAGGGUUUAAAUCAAUCAACAGUCAAAAAAUCAUUUGAAUUUUUAUGUUGGCUUAUUGAUUAUCAUACAUUAAAUACAACAUUACUUCAUUAUUUUAUUAAAAAUAUUGUUGAUUUACAUGAUAAAUAUACAUUUUUAGCAGGGGCAAACACAGAAUUAUUACAAUUAAUCACAAAAUUAGCUAAAGUUGCAUGGUAUAAUAUAUCAGUUAUAUCAAUUCUAUGUGGAAUAAUAGUCGAAAGAUUAGAAACUCCAAUAAAUAAUGAUAUCGAUCCAUUAUCAACACUUUUAUUUGUUUUAACACAAACAUUAAUUGAUAUACGUCAAGGUCGUUCUAUAAAUCAACAUCAUGUACAAUUAUCAAAUGAUGAUAUUAUACAUCAAAAAUGUUUUUUAAAUACAAUUCAACAACUUCCUAUAUGUUGGUUAACAAUACUUCAUCAAGUUUUAGUUAAACGUCAAAAUGUUAAUAUAAUAUUAAUUAAUUUUAAACAAUUUUUAACAACAAUUAAUAUAAACAAUUCUACAUGUGCUUUAAAUUUAUUUAAUAUGACUGUAUGGAAAAUGAUGAAUGAAAUUAUGAAUAUAUGUUAUCAAUAUUUAACUAAUGAUCAAAAAGGUACAAGUGCAACAAAAACGAUUUAUGAAGAUUGUUUAAAUAUAUUUGAAGAUUUAGCAAAUAAAUUAUGUUGUUUACCACAUACAAUGGUAGCACAUUUAUUUGAUAUUAAACGUUUAGCAUCAAUAACGAGAACACCACUUCGUGAACAAAUGAUUAAACAAUCAUUUACAAAACUUUUAUGUCUUAUUCGACCAAAUAAUCCUGAAUGGUUAUUUGCAUUAAGAGAACUUAUUGAAUAUAUUAUUUUAAAUGGUAAUGAAUUAGUAACAACACGUAUUGAUGUAUUAACAACAGUAUUUGAUAAAUAUUUAUGGUUUAAAAUGACUGAUCAGGUGACAAAGAUGGGACAGAUUAUACUUGAAGCAUUGAAAAAUUUAAUUCAUAUUGAUUUAAAUUCUAUAAGUGAAGAUGAAUUUGUUAGUAAACAUGCACUUAUGAAACAAAAUGCAGUGAAAUCCAUAUUUGAACAAUUUUUAUCUGAUCAUGCAAUUGAUUCAAAUUUAGCGAAUGAUUGUUAUCAAAUACUUCAAAUGAUUUAUGAAGAAGAUUGUGUGCAUAUUUCAUCAAUUCAAUCAAUUCAUCGACCAUUAAUUGAAAUAAUACUUGAACAAAUGUAUUCACUUUUUGAAACAAAUCUAUCAUAUACACGUUUAACAUCAUUUAAUCAUUGUUCAUUUAUAUUAAAUUUCUUUCUAAAACAAUGUUCUGCAAAUUAUUCGAAAAUGGUAUCUUGUAUACAAACGAAAAUACGCCUUCUUAUUUGGCAAUUAUUAUUUAAUAUUCGUAUACGUUCGUCAGAUUCAUGUAUUGGAAUGAUUUCAGUAAAAACAAAUCUUAUUGUCUAUGGCAUAUAUCGACUUGACACUGAACAUAAAUCAAUUGAGAAUGAAAAUUUACUUGAUCUUAAAGGUUAUUUAACAAAUGUUGUCGAUUGGUUAAAACUAGAAUCGCCAGAAGUUAUUAAUGUUAUAUUAGGAUAUUUAUACAAUUUUCUUAAAGAACAAUCUAUUGUUCAAUUAAGUAAUAUUGAUAUUGAACAAUUAAUACCAUUAUUGAUUGACAUGUUUCAUAAUGAUUUAUUAAAUAAAACAACUUCAUCACUGUCAUUAAAUUGUUUAAUUAUUUGUACUUGUUAUCAAGAUCAUAUCUCACAAAUGAAUCAAAUAAUUGAUUGUUUUAUUGAAGCAAUGAAUUCUUCUCAACCUUUAUUUAUUAUUAUAAGUAUUCAAGCUUUUAUUAUAUGUUUAUCAAAUCUUCCUGAUGAAAUUCAAUUAUAUAUUCCAAGAAUUCUUCGACAAUUAACAAAAACAAUUAAUUAUGAUAUUUAUACAUCACAAAUAAUUCUAGAAUUUUUAAUGUAUCUUUUAUUUGAAAAUUUUCAUGAUACAUCAUUAAUUUCACAUGUUUUUCAAAUAUUAAUCGAUAUUAUUAAUCAAUAUCAAUAUCAAACAUCACAUAAUCUUAUAUUAUCUCAUACAUUACUUUGUUUCUAUUUUAAUCAAUUAUCAACCAAUGAACGACAAUUAUUUUCAUAUUUUAUUCUUCGAUCAUUACAACAAACAUCAAAUUCACGUGAUUAUGAUUCAGUUUUAAUUGAACGACCAACACGUUUACAACGUUCAGGUUCUUUAUCAUCACUAAAUGAUGAUUUACAUAAUAGUGAUAUUCUAAAACGUAAAAUGACUGUAUUGGAUUUACCACCUAUGUUAUCAUCAUCAUCCUCAACAACAUCAGCCACUACUGACGAUAAUAAUCCAUUAAAAAAAUUAAAUGAUGAAUUAAUACGUAUAACAAUAAGUUAUUUAAAUGAUCAUUUAUGUGAAUAUAUUCUUCCAAAUACAACUUUAAUAUUAUUACCACGUGAAGUACGUCGUCAUCAUAUAAAUAAUAGUUGGUUAGCCGAUGAAAAAAUUCUAUAUCAAAUACAAUCAUAUAAUUUCAAUCAACUAAAUAAAGCACACGAUUUUCUAGCUAAAUUAACAUCUGAUUUUGAUGAUACAAUGAAAAAUCGUCAUAGACGAUAUACAGAUGGAAAUAGACAAAAUAUUCGUAAAAAUAAAGAUUUACAAAGUUUAACAACAUGUCAAGAUGAUCUUCAUAUACGAUCAUUAGAAUUAGAUACAAAUCGAUCAUUAUUUAAUGAAAGAAAUUUAUGGAUUGCAGUUACUGUUCGUUCAUUUACAAGUACAAAAACAUAUUUAGCAAUAAAUUUAUCAGCAUCAACAGGAGUUGUUCAUGCAAAAAAUGAGCAACUUCAUUGGUUUGAAGGCAUUAAAUUAAGUGAUACAAGUGUUGAUAAAUUAACAUUAGUUAAUAAUAUUCCUAAUUAUUGGCUACAAGAACAAAAUAAUUAUUCAAUUAAUGAAUUAGCAUUAAAUAAUGAACUUGAAUCAAUUAUUCUUAAUAUUGAUCGAAAAGAUGAAGAAAAUAUGUUAAAUCGUCAUAAUGAAAAUUAUUAUCCUCAAACAGUUGAUCGUGUACCAUCUGAAGCUCGUAAAUCAAUUGAAUUAAUCGAUAAUGUUAAACCUGUGCGUAUUGCUAAAAUUGGCGUCAUAUAUAUUCAUCCUGGACAAGAAAUUACUGAACUAAAAAUUUUAUCAAAUAUUCAAACAUCAAAACGAUAUAAACAAUUUAUGUUAUCAAUAGCGAUAAUAAAAUCAAUAAAAGACUUAGAACAAGAUAAUUUUUAUCGUCCAUUAUUAGAUCCAAAUAAUUCAGAUAAUUGUGGUCAAUAUGCAUAUAUAUGGCAAAAUUCAAUUUAUCAAGUAUUAUUUCAUACAUCAACAAUGAUGCCAAAUACACGAUCUGAUCAUGAAUUUAAAAAGAAAUUAAUUGGAAAUAAUUAUGUUAUUAUUAUUUAUAAUGAAAGUGAUUAUUCAUUUGAUAUGAAAAUAUUAAAAAGCGGAGUAUGUCAGUAUAUUAUUGAAGUUUGUCCACAAAUUAAUUCAAAUUAUACUCGUGUUCUAUUGAAGAGACGAAUAAAUAGUAAUACAACACAAAAUUCUUCGACAAUGAAUCCAAUAGCAUUAACUGAUAUUGACUAUUUAAUAUCUGAUGAUCAUGUUGCAUCAUAUGUUCGUGUAUUAGCAUUAUGUUUAUGUCAAAAAGGUGAACUUGAAACUCGUCAACGAACAUCAUCUUCUUUACCAUUUGCUAUUUCACCAUGGCAAAAUCGUCUUCAAACAUUUCGAUUCUUACAUACUAGUUGUUGUCUUUCUUAUAAUAACCGACAAUAG
Molecule: messenger RNA, 3893 nt
Organism: Adineta steineri
Lineage: Eukaryota; Metazoa; Rotifera; Eurotatoria; Adinetida; Adinetidae
Source: the annotation of a GenBank genome assembly